CUGAUUAGAUUAUCGAUCAAUAACAUAAACAAUGGCGGAAAGUGUGUUUUAUUUCGAAAUGAAGUUAAUACUAGACACGCUCCUAAAGGCUGCCGUGGACCUGCUGGCUGUUUCAGGAGGAGAAACCGGAAACACGAAGCUGACGUCGGCCUUUGACUCCACAUCAGAGAUGUUGUCCAGGGAGACGAGCAGAAAGAUCUGCAGCGUUUUCUCGCAGAUGUCUUCCCUUCUGCUCUCUGAGAACUCCACUCUGAAGGCUCGUCUGGAGCAGCUGGAGGCCGAGCUGCAGAGCGUGACCAAAAACGCUGAGGACGCCCGGCGGUGGAGGGAGAACGUCCUGAGCGGCUGCCCCGUGCUGUUCCAGCAGAGCGGCCUGCUCUUCUCCCUGAAGCCCUUCGGGAGGCUGACGAGGAGGACGGCUGCACAACGGAGAGAUGAAGAAUCCUCAUCUGCUGCUCAGAUGGACAGGCUGGAUGAGGAGGUCCGAGAGUCGAGGGGAGACGGGACUUUGCCCCCCCCACCUGGACAAGCUGUGAAGGACUGUGACGUUCCAAACAGGACACAGGAAGUGGCGAUCGGCAGCAACAGGAAGUUGUUUGUUUGUGAUGUUUGUGGCAAAAGCUUCAGCCGUCAGCUUCAGCUGAAGAAGCACACGAACACCCACAGUGAGCGGAGGCCGUUCGCCUGCGAGCAGUGCCCCAGAAGAUUCAGGGACUCCGUGACCUUUGAGAAGCACCGGCUGCGACACCAGGAGAGGAUCCACGCCAGCUUCUGCUGUCCGCUCUGCGCCAAGACGUUCAAGAGCAGAACCGGCCUGAAGAAGCAUCAGCUGGUGCACACGGACGCGCGACCUUUCGUCUGCGCCGUCUGCCAGAAGGGCUUCAAAACCAAAUACAACCUGCGCGCUCAUGAGGCCUUGCACGCCACGAAGACCUUCCAGGACGCCGUCACCUUACAUGAGCAGCCUCACUCGUGCUCAGCGUGCGGGAAAGCGUUCACCAGGAGGAGCUCGCUCCGAGCGCACCAGGCCGUGCACAGAGGCAAGAUCUUCACAUGCGAGGUGUGCGGUAUGGGCUUCUCGCUUCAGCACAACCUCCGGAGGCACACGCGUCUUCACACGGGCGAAAAACCCUUCGCCUGCAAAGUCUGUGGGCGGAGCUUCAUGCACGACAACAAGCUGAAGGCGCACAUGCUCCUCCACGGAGAAAGGAAGGCGUUCAUGUGCGACCUCUGCGGGAAGACGUUCCUCUACAACUGUCAGCUGAAGAAGCAUCAGAGGACUCACGAGGAGAAGCAGGUCACGAAGAGGAGGAGCCAACAGAGAGGAAACCGCAGAGUCAUCUAUCGACAGGACAAAACCACCGCCGACAUGACGCCGUUCAGCUGCGCCGCCUGCCGGAAGAGCUUCGACUCCGCCGGGUCGCUGAGGAGACACCAACUCCUCCACUCCAAACAACCGCAGCACAACUGCCAGGAGUGCGGCAAGUCUUUCCGCUACAAAGCCACGUACCAGUACCACCAACGCGUCCACUCCGGAGAGCGGCCGUUCGCCUGCGACGUCUGCGGGAAAACCUUCAUCAUCCACCAGGCGCUGAAGUCCCACAGGCUGCAGCACUCCGGGGAGAAGCCGCACAAGUGCACACACUGCUACAAGACCUUCAGGAUCUACACAAACCUCCUGAGACACCUGCGCGUCCACACGGGGGAGAAGCCCUACGAGUGCCAGGUGUGCGGGUCGCGGUUCCGGCAGCUCGGACACGUCAAGUCUCACAUGCAGAUCCACACGGGGGAGAGGCCGCAUUCCUGCAGCAGCUGCAGGAGGAGCUUCUCCGACUCCAGGCUGCUGAAGAGGCACAAGUGCAGGGAAAAGACGUCUGGGAGAUCCGUCUCUCUGUCUUCAGACGUUUGAGCUCCUUAAAGUGUUUUUCUAUCGUCUGAAUUUAUACGAACUCAAACGUUUUGAAUUGACACUUUAAAAGACUACAGUCACUUGGUGACAUAAAGCUGAGUGUUAUCUGCAUAACUAUGAUGUUAAACAUUACAAGUGUGGAACAGCAGAGGUCAGAGAACCGCGCCCUGAUGUACUCCACAUGACAUGUCUGGGCACAACAGGAAUGAACAUUUACAGUCUAAUUCCACAAUGUUUUCUUCUGUAGUUACAUGUAGUAUCCUGAACUGAGGAAGAAUUUUAAGGAGCUUUACUAUUUUUACUUUGAAGUAACAACUGUGCUUAAAAGGGGGUGUGGCCUUUUGACCAAAAACUAGUGAAAUCUGAGACUCUAGGAUGAUUUUACUGAGUGUUUUCCAACAUCUGGGUUCAUCUGAUUUUUCUGUGGAGAUAAGCAGGUUAUUUGUUAGCUCUUGUUUUGUUUUUAUCAUGUUUCUUUAGUUUAUAAUAAUAAUUAAAUUAGUAAUAAAAGUUAUGACUAAAAGCUAAAA
Messenger RNA from Oryzias melastigma (Indian medaka), 2439 nucleotides. RefSeq names its product oocyte zinc finger protein XlCOF6-like. Gene Ontology annotation, molecular function: RNA polymerase II cis-regulatory region sequence-specific DNA binding; DNA-binding transcription factor activity. The coding region runs from base 32 to 1909 and encodes 625 amino acids. The transcript has 4 exons. The record is from RefSeq and is a predicted model, not a curated record. Gene Ontology annotation, biological process: regulation of transcription by RNA polymerase II. Lineage: Eukaryota; Metazoa; Chordata; Actinopteri; Beloniformes; Adrianichthyidae.